Aptenodytes forsteri (emperor penguin) is the source of this 4053-nucleotide messenger RNA. RefSeq names its product Rho GTPase activating protein 23 (gene ARHGAP23). Gene Ontology annotation, molecular function: protein binding. The transcript is spliced from 27 exons. NCBI's taxonomy places the organism in Eukaryota, Metazoa, Chordata, Aves, Sphenisciformes, Spheniscidae. Gene Ontology annotation, biological process: signal transduction. The record is from RefSeq and is a predicted model, not a curated record.
AUGACGGGGAGCCCCAUGCCCGCGCUCGAGCCGUGGGUCCUGGCAGCCGUCUCCGGUUCCCCUCCAACACCGGGACGGAGAGAUGGGGCGUCCCCGAAUGCCAACGCGCCCCCAGAGGGGCACUUCCCCUGGGUGGGCCCGAAGACGGUGGUGCUGCGGAAGAGCUUGCAGGGGGGAUUCGGCUUCACCCUCCGCCACUUCAUCGUCUACCCCCCGGAGUCAGCGGUGCACUCCACUGCCAAGGAGGAGGAGAACGGGAACCGAGCAGGUCCCCCCCGGAGCCGCCUGGAGCCCAUGGACACCAUCUUUGUGAAGAACGUGCGGGAGGACGGGCCGGCGCACCAGGCUGGGCUGCGCACCGGGGACCGGCUGGUCAAGGUGAACGGGGAGAGCAUCAUUGGGAAAACCUACUCACAGGUCAUCGCACUGAUCCAGAACAGUGACGAUGUGCUGGAGCUCUCCAUCAUGCCCAAGGACGAGGACAUCCUCCAGCUGGCGUAUUCGCAGGAUGCCUACCUGAAGGGCAACGAGCCGUACUCCGGUGGGGCACAGAGCAUCCCCGAGCCCCCUCCCAUCUGCUACCCACGGAAGACGUACCCCUUCCAGGCGCGGGGUGCCGAGUCUCCCUCGGGCCAGCCGCCGGACGCCCGCACCCACCGCCCCGCCGCCGCGAGCCCCUCAUCCCCACUCGGCACGGCCACGCUCGCCAGCACCCGGAGUGAGGCGGGUGGCAGCCCCGCGCACCGCCCCGACGAGCCGCAGCCCGGGGGUCCUCCCCCACUCCCCACCGCACCCCACGGGCACCCCGGCUCCUUCUCCCGCACCAGCUGCCCCAGCAACGUCGCAUCCUCUCUGCCUGACCGCUAUGGGAUCCCUUCCGCCACCCCCUCCUGCUACGGGGUCCCCAAGCACCUCACGGAGCACCGGACUCACUGUGGCUUCAAGGAGGGUGUCGGGGGGCUGGCGGGGGCCGGGCGGCCCCCCCGGGAGGCAGCGGGCAGCCAGCGGGCACCCAGCCGGCAGGAGUGCCAGCAGGCUCUGUCCCGCUGGUUUUGCAGCCAGGAGCCACGGCGGAGCGCCUCGGAGGAGCGGCGGCACGCCAUGCCGCCCCGUUACCGCAGCGUGUCCCAGGACCGGCUGGGGGGCUCGGCGGCCGCCCCCCGGGGCUGGCCCCACAGCGCCUCACACGACACCUUGCUGCAGCCCUCCCGCGAGGGCUGGGCGCCCCGUGCCCGCUCCGACCACUACCUGGGCAGGUAUGGGCGCUCCAUGGAGGCGCUGGAGCCCGGCGCCCUGCUCUCCCCUCACCUCGACCGCUCCGCGUGGCCACCUGAGAGGGUCUGCCGGGCCACCGUCGCCACCCCGGCGCCCGUGCAGAAGCACCCAUCACAGCCCAACCUGCAGAGCGCAGAUGAUUCGGGCUACAUCGGCUACCGGAGCUACAGCCCGUCCUUCCAGCGCCGCACCGGGCUGCUGCACGCCCUCUCCUUCCGUGACCCAGCUUUUGGUGGCCUGCCCACCUUCAGCAUCUCGCAGCGGCCGGCUGCCGCCCCCCCGCCGGUCCCUACCGCACCCAGGGAGAAACGGCCAGAGAGCAACCGGGUGCCCGAGCAGCUGGAGGAGCGGAGGGAAGAGGUGGGUCUGCGGCAGAAGCCGCCCACGGGCCGCAAGAUGCCGCCCCCCCUGCGGCAGAUGAACUUUGUCUUUCCCGAGGGGGUGAAGGAGACGGACAUUUGUGACCCCCCGCUGGCUGGCGGCAAAGGGGAGAGGCCGGCAGCCGAACGGCAAGGCCGGCGCGUGGCUCCCUUGGCAGCCCCCGAGGACUCGCUGGCGUCCAUCCCCUUCAUUGACGAACCCACCAGCCCCAGCAUCGACCUGAAGGCCAAGCACGUUCCUGCCUCCUCGGUGGUCUCCAGCGCCAUGAACUCGGCGCCCGCCGUUGCCACCAGCCCCUCCUCGCCCACCUUUGCCUUUGCUCUGAGCCGGCACUACUCCCAGGACUGCAGCAGCAUCAAGGCCGGUCGCCGCUCGUCCUACCUCCUGGCCAUCACCACCGAGCGCUCCAAGUCCUGCGACGAUGGUCUGAAUGCAUUUCGGGAUGAGGGGAAGAUCCUAAGGAGGAUGCCCAGCCGGGUCCCCAGCCUCCGCAUGCUGAGGAGCUUCUUCACCGAUGGGUCUCUGGAUAGCCUCGGCACGUCUGAAGACGCCCGCUCCAAAAGACACUCAACCUCCGACCUCUCGGACGUCCCGUUCAGCGCCGUGAGGAAGGAGGGCUGGCUCCACUGCAAGCAGAUCCUCACCAAAAAGGGGAAGAAGGUCGGUGGAGGCAUCCGGCAGUGGAAGCGCGUCUUCGCUGUGCUGCGCACCCACUCGCUGUACCUGUGCAAAGACAGGCGGGAGGCGGUGACCUGCGCCCCGGCCCCAGGUGAGGAGGAGCCGCCGAUCAGCAUCCGAGCGUGCCUGGUGGACAUCUCCUACAGCGAGACCAAGAGGAAGCACGUCUUCCGGCUGACGACCGCUGACUUCUGUGAAUAUCUCUUUCAGGCAGAGGAUCGGGAAGACAUGCUGGCCUGGAUCAAAGUCAUCAGGGAGAACAGCAAGGCCGAGGGCGAGGACCCCGGUUUUGCCAGCCAAGCGCUUAUCAACAAGAAGUUAAACGACUACCGGAAAGUGAGCCCCGCGGGCGCCAAGCCCGACUCCUCGCCCAAGGGCUCUCGUGGGCUGGGGAUCCGAGCCGAGUUCCUGAAGCAGACAGGAACCAGCGCGCCCCGGUCCCCCAGGCAGGAUGCGGCCGUCACGAAAGAUGAGAGCGGCACCCAAAAAGCCCCGUGGGGCAUCAACAUCAUGAAGAAGAACAAGAAAUCUGCCCCCCGGGCCUUCGGCGUGAGGCUGGAGGACUGCCAGCCUGCCCCGGACAACAAGAACGUCCCCCUGAUCGUCGAAGCCUGCUGCAAGGUGGUGGAGGACCGAGGGCUGGAGUACAUGGGCAUCUACCGCGUUCCCGGGAACAAUGCGGUGGUGUCCAGCCUGCAGGAGCAGCUCAACAAGGGAGCCACCGAGAUCAACCUGCAGGACGAGCGGUGGCAGGAUCUGAACGUCAUCAGCAGCCUGUUGAAAUCCUUCUUCCGAAAGCUGCCCGAGCCCCUCUUCACUGAUGGUGAGUCGCUGCACCCUGGCCAUGCACUUCCCCCCGGGGGCCAUCGGGAGAGGUGACCUGGUGCCUCCCCGCAGAUCCGGGACCUGCCAGGUCACUACUAUGAGACGCUCAAGUUCCUGGUGGGUCACCUGAAGACCAUCGCUGACCACUCGGAGAAGAACAAGAUGGAGCCCCGAAACCUGGCCCUGGUGUUCGGCCCCACGCUGGUGCGGACAUCCGAGGACAACAUGACCGACAUGGUGACGCACAUGCCUGACCGCUACAAAAUCGUGGAGACCCUCAUCCAGCACUCGGACUGGUUCUUCAGUGACAAGGAGGACAAGGGCGAGAAGACCCCCGUGGAUGAGAAGGAGGCUCAGUCCGUGCCUAACAUCGAGUACCUGCUCCCCAACAUCGGCAGGACCGCGGCGCCCGGCGAUGCCGCAGGCUCAACCCGCAGCGGCUCUGCCAAACCGAAGGGCACGUGGCCGUCGCGGAAGGCACCGCCGCACCGGGAACUCCUCGCCAUCCCCUUCGUCUCGGCCGCCGCCCGCAAGAGGAAGAAGAGGAGAGAGGCCGAGGGUGUCGGGAGCAGCACCGACGAUGACGCGGAGCACAGGGAUGCCCCGGGCCGGGAGCAGGAGGACGAGGGGACUGCAGCCGCCCCGCCGGGCCCAGCUGGGAUGGAGCGGGAGAGCUCCCUGGAGCCCGGGGGUGCCGGGUCUGAGCCAGCGCCGGACGCCCGCUCCAUCGUGUCAGGCUACUCCACCCUGUCCACCAUGGACCGCAGCCUGUGCUCCGAGGUGCAUUCGGUGGCCGGGAGCCGCGGGGAGGAGGCGGACGAUGAGCGCAGUGAGCUCAGCCACAUGGAAACGGACACGGAGAGCCGGGAGGGUCUGGUGAAACUGGUGGCGUGA